Arabis nemorensis is the source of this 390-nucleotide messenger RNA. The record is from the annotation of a GenBank genome assembly. NCBI's taxonomy places the organism in Eukaryota, Viridiplantae, Streptophyta, Magnoliopsida, Brassicales, Brassicaceae.
AUGGGAAGGAUAUUUACGGUGGAGCUCGAGGGAAGAUCUUACAGAUGCAGGUUUUGCAGAACCCAUCUAGCUCUUCCCGAUGAUCUUGUUUCUCGGUCGUUCCAUUGUCGCAGAGGAAAGGCUUACCUCUUCAAUCGUUCGGUGAACAUAAGUAUGGGUCCUCUAGAGGAAAGGAUGAUGCUUUCGGGUAUGCACACCGUAGCUGAUAUUUUCUGCUGCUGUUGCGGACAGAAUGUUGGCUGGAAAUAUGAAUCGGCUCACGAGAAAGCUCAGAAGUAUAAAGAAGGCAAAUUUGUUCUGGAAAGAGGAAGGAUCGUGGAUGAAAUCGAUCUAUCGACAGAGGUUUAUAUCGAUACCCGUGGUAGCACAAGCGACACAGAAGAUUCUUGA